This is a messenger RNA of Ruditapes philippinarum (Manila clam), 2360 nucleotides long. RefSeq names its product innexin unc-9-like. NCBI's taxonomy places the organism in Eukaryota, Metazoa, Mollusca, Bivalvia, Venerida, Veneridae. The record is from RefSeq and is a predicted model, not a curated record. The transcript has 6 exons. Bases 357 to 1694 code for a protein of 445 amino acids.
UAUUACUAUAGGUGACCCAGCUAGAUAGAUGACAAUUAUUUGAUCAUACCCUAUACGACUUUAUGUACAUUCAGCUUUUAAAGUGAAGCAAAUAACACAGUGAAGUAAAGAAAAAUUUCAUUUUACAUAGCUGAGAUAGGAGAAAAAUCUAGCGUUUAUAGAAAUAUCUGGAAAGAAAUUAACACUUUUUAUAAGAUGUGUUGUUAAACUGAGAAAAUAGUGACGCACGUUUAUAAUAUGUGUAUGAGCUUUUGUGGGAAAAGUGAAUUAUAGGAAAAGGAAAACUCACAGUGGGAUGUAGUAUGACACGGAGGAUAGAUAUUAUCGUUAAAUAUUGAGAAAGGAAUUACAGAAAAAUGGAGGUCCUUGCAUUUAUCCCGUCCUUCAAACGGCUCUUUAACAGCCGCUGUGACGACUGGGUGGACAAGAUAAAUCAUGUCUACACCGUCAUGCUAUUGCUGGUGUUUGCCGCCGUUGUCAGUACGGCACAAUAUGUGGGUUCACCAAUAUCUUGCUGGAUUCCUGCAGAACUGAAACAUGAUGAAAAAUAUUUUGAAAAAUAUAUACAUAAUUAUUGUUGGAUUAAAAAUACGUACUACAUUCCAAUGUUUGACGUGAUUCCAACGAACAUUAAGGAACGUGAGGAGGAGGAAAUUACCUACUACCAAUGGGUUCCAAUAUACCUAUUACUGCAGGCCUUUUUAUUUAAACUGCCAAAUAUACUGUGGAAGAUGUUACACGAGGGUUCCGGUCUUAAUGUCGAUAAACUGAUCAAAAAUGCGCAAAUUUCGCAACAUGCAUCUCCGCAGGACCGCACAAACGCUUAUGAAGGUUUAAUCAUGAUGAUAAAUAAAUGGAUACGAGUCAGUCAACCGUAUCAUAACUCUAGGUUUUCGCGUUUUAAGGAUACGCUUUCACGUAUGCUCUGCUUUGUUUGUUAUAAAAGAAGAGGAAACUUUUUAACAGGCCUAUACUUAACUAUGAAAUUACUUUAUCUAGUGAACGUUGUGGCCCAGUUGUUCUUUUUAAAUGAUUUUAUUGCCAAUGACUCUAGCAGAAUGUUUGGAUUAGAAUGGUUGCAAUCAUUCAAGACAAUGACAGUUGACGAGGAAUCGCCAAGGUUUCCACGUAUUACCCUGUGUGACUUUGACAUCAGGCAGAUGGCCAAUAUACAAAGGUAUACAGUGCAGUGUGUAUUACCGAUUAAUUUGUUCAACGAGAAAGUAUAUCUGUUUCUAUGGUUUUGGUUUGUAAUGGUCGCCUUCCUUACAUUUUACAAUUUGUUAAAGUGGAUAUACUUGAUUGUGGUAAAAAGAAACAACUACGCAUAUGUGAAAAAAUAUCUUAAAAUCAGCGGGAAACCUUUGCAGCCCUCUGAUAAGAUAGUAUGUAAAAAAUUUGCCGAGCACUAUCUGCGAGAUGAUGGUUGUUUUGCUACACGAAUGAUCAGUAUCAAUACAUCUGAUUUGGUCGUUACAGACAUGAUCAGUAGCAUGUUUUUAGAGUUCAGAGAGUCUGAAUAUCCGAAUGUAUCCGAAAAUAGGGAGGAACCAAUCAUAUCUGAUGACGACAGGAAAAUGAACGCAGCACCAAAUCUAAAUCAUAAUCCACACCACCCUGGUGCAACCGGAAAUCCAAGUGAUGACGUCAUAAAUCGUAGAAAUAGAUUUAAUCGUCAGAACAGUAUUCGUUGAAAGAUGUUUAACGCUGUCAAUUAAUUAGAUUCAGGAUAUAUUUAAUGUGGUAGUAGAUUAAAAAUAGUCAAAGACAAAGUUAAAUGCAUCGGUCCGUAAUCAAGGGCCACUUGUCACGGACUUUCGAAUUUAUUUUUUUAUUCGUUUUUUAACACUUUGUUUAAGUAUUCCAGUAGUGCUGAUUCUCGUUGGCAAACUUUUUAAUAUUAGAAUUUUGCAGUUUUUUAAAUGUUUUCUGGAAAUGUAAUUUAAAAAUGUACACGAUUUUAAAAACAACAAGACGAGUUUUGCUCGUGGAAGAAUAUUUUCUGAAAGUGCAAGUUAACCGGAUAGAUCUAUCUUGUUUUAAUUAAUGCGGGCACAAAGCUGAUAUAUGUACUGAUUCAUUUCAUAAUGUAUAAAUUAAUGUGAAAUAAGGGGCGCAUUUUGCUGUUGUUUUUUAAUUGCAAAGGAAUCUCUUCCUAUGUGGGCAUUACAUGUACAUUUUGUAUUUGAUAUUACUUUGUUUUAAAAGUACGAAAGAUAUCAAAGUAAAUUUGACAAGUGAAUGUUGAAGGAUAAGAUAAAAAUUGACAACUGCCUUAACUUUGUACAGUUACUGUUAUUGAUCUUUUUGUAUGCAUUUUUUUAUAUUUCUUUCUAGAUUAAAGUUAUAUAUUUGUUAAA